This is a messenger RNA of Culex pipiens pallens (northern house mosquito), 2796 nucleotides long. Its product is annotated as aminopeptidase Ey-like. Gene Ontology annotation, biological process: peptide catabolic process; proteolysis. The record is from RefSeq and is a predicted model, not a curated record. NCBI's taxonomy places the organism in Eukaryota, Metazoa, Arthropoda, Insecta, Diptera, Culicidae. Bases 91 to 2763 code for a protein of 890 amino acids. The transcript has 6 exons. Gene Ontology annotation, molecular function: peptide binding; metalloaminopeptidase activity; zinc ion binding. Gene Ontology annotation, cellular component: cytoplasm.
GGCAACAAAUCACAGUUUUAUCCAGAGCCAUAUAAACGUCUUGUUUGGUGGAUUUUGAUUUAUUCCUAAAUUGUGUUGAAACGGUCAAGUAUGGUGCAAAGAACAAUAAUCAUAUUGGCAAGCAUUGCCAUAUUCGCUGUCAGUGCCCAGCGUUUUAAAAUCGAUCGGCAUAACUUGCCCAAAUCAAACCUCGUGACAAGAAGUGAAGUUAGCGGAAGAAAUUUCGAUUCUUUGCGAUUGCCAAAUAGUUCAGUGCCAACGCAUUACAAUUUGUUCCUAGAUACAAACAUUCAUCGUGGCGAUUCUGAAUACAGUGGAAAUGUACAAAUUUCGAUAAAGAUUUUGGAAAAUACCAAACUAAUAGUGUUGCACAGUGUGGGAAAUUCAAUUCCGCAAGUGGAAUUAUACGAUUCAAAUCAACUUAAAAUACCGCUGGUGAACUUUGAGCUGGAUGUCGAGAGGGAAUUUCUUGUUGUAAACACGCUUAGCACUCUCCUAUCUGGCAGCAAUUACCGCCUAGCGAUUUCCUUUGCCGGUGCAUUGCGCACUGAUAACACUGGAUUUCACCGGUUGGCUUACCAAGCCGAAGAUGGUUCCACCACAAAUAUUGCCGCGACUCAGUUUGAACCGAGCUCGGCAAGGAAAGCUUUUCCGUGCUUUGACGAACCAGCUAUACGAGCCACGUUUGACAUCCGCAUAACUUGUGGAUUAAACUAUAAGGUCACUUCCAAUAUGCCAGCCGCUGGAGUAACAAUUCAGCAAAACGAGAAAAAACUCACCCAAUUUAAGCGAACUCCUAGAAUGCCCACAUAUCUGGUGGCCUUCACUGUAACUGAUUUCAUCAGCCAACGAAUGGUUUUGAAAGAGCCAACCACACUCACCAUGGAAGUCCUGGCUCGAUCAGCAGUUAGAAAUCAGCUUGAUCUUGGUCUGCGAAAGGGUGCUGAAGCCAUCCGCGCUCUGGAAAAACACUUUGAUCAGAAUUACACCCUGCCAAAGUUGGACCAAAUUGCACUGAUGCAGAAACCGGGAGGAGCCAUGGAAAAUUGGGGUCUGGUGACGUACGACGAUCGAUACCUGCUGGUCAACGAGGAGACAGCUUCCAACUACCAGAAAGAGGAAGUCAUCAUAACGAUUGUGCACGAAUUUGUGCACCAAUUUUUCGGCAACCUCGUCACACCGAAAUGGUGGACAGAUCUGUUCCUGAAUGAAGGCUUUGCGACCUUUUAUGAAUACUACGUUGGUGCUGAGGUCGAGCCUAGCAUUCGAUUCAAAGAGCUGUUUGCCGUGGAAGCUUUGCAGUUGGCCCUCAGUGUUGACAGUAAAAAUACAAGCAGACCUCUUUCAUUUUACACGGAAACCGAUUUAGAUUCACUUUUUGAUGUAAUCACGUACAUAAAAGGAGGCAGUGUGCUCCGGAUGAUGAAUCACGCUUUGGGGGAACGCACUUUUCAAAAGGGCAUUCGCAGAUAUCUGGCUUCAAACAAGGAUAGUGCCGUAGAUCCGAACGAUCUUUUCGAUAGUCUGGAAUCAGCGGCCAAGGAGGACGCAAUGCUUCCGCUCAGUACCUCGGUUGGAGCUAUCAUGAGCAACUGGAUCUACGAAGACGGGUAUCCUCUGGUCACUGUAGAGUUGGUUCCAGACAGCAACGAGGUAGUAUUUCGUCAGGAUCACUUUUCCGAGCGAGAGCUUUCAAGCCACCGAACCUGGUGGAUUCCGAUCAGCUACCGACUGAGCACUCAAACCGCGAGGGAUGAAACGGAAACAAAGUUCUGGAUGCCUCAAGGUGCAUCCCAGGUGUCGGUUCGGAUAGACGUUCCGGAGGAUGCGUACUUGUUGGUGAAUCCGCAUCAAACCGGCUACUACAGGGUCAAUUAUGACAAUGAACUAUGGCGAAGAAUUAUUCAACAGUUGAAUGCGGACCAUGAAGCAAUUCCUGCCGUUUCCAGGGCACAGCUGCUGGAUGAUGCCCUGAAACUUGCAAAAGCUAGACGCAUUUGGCCAGAAACGGCCUUUGAAGUCUACAAGUAUUUGGCCAAUGAAGUUGACUACGUACCAUGGUAUGCAGCAUUCGCAUCGGAUAAUUUGCAGUACAUCAACGAUGGAUUGGUUGUAGAACCUACGGCUUACAGAGCUUUCCAGUUCUUCGUCGAGAAGAUAACACACAAAUUGUUUGUCGAGAUGGGUUUCAAUGAGCUAGUGAACGAACCUCACGAGCAUCAACGUCUGCGGGCAAUGGUCAUUGAGUGGAGCUGUCGCAUGGGAUCGAUAAUAUGCCGGUUCGGGGCAAACCAGCUAAUGCAAGCGAAUAUGGACGGAGUUCAAACUCUACCACCCUACAUCAAGCACAGUGUCUAUUGUGGAGGCAUGAUGGAAGCGACUCAAGAACAGUUCCAAGCACUUUUCCAAAUAUACCAACAGUCUAGCGAUCCAGCUGAGCGUGCCAUGUACAUCUCUGCCCUUGGAUGCAACGAAAAUUAUGAAUUUUUAUCUGCUUACAUGACAGUUACGCUGGGAACUGGACAGGAGGUUCGACUUCUACCGAAUGAGUGGCUAUUGAUUCUCCAAUCCGUAUACUCGAGAACCAACAAAGGUUUAGACGCGUUCAGGGCGUGGAUGCAAACUCACUUGAUGGAUAUUGUUAGAGUACUAUCGCCGAGACAAGAGUUUAAUGAUAUUAUCGCAGAUUAUUCAGCCAGAAACGGAUAUUUUGACAAUUUUAAACCGCUCGUAGAUCUGUUGAAAGACUUUGCAGAUAAUUGAGACAUCAUUUCGCUAGCAGAUAACUGUUUUUUU